Messenger RNA from Talaromyces proteolyticus, 5757 nucleotides. RefSeq lists its product as uncharacterized. Bases 1 to 5757 code for a protein of 1918 amino acids. The transcript has 6 exons. Lineage: Eukaryota; Fungi; Ascomycota; Eurotiomycetes; Eurotiales; Trichocomaceae. The record is from RefSeq and is a predicted model, not a curated record.
AUGGACCUCCUUAACAAGUUGAACCCGGAAUUGAUCGUUGUGAGUGCAGGAAAUAAAUACUGGCAUCCGUCUCAUCCCAGCAUCCCAGCAUGGGCAACCCUCGCCUACCUGAACGCCCGGCUUCUGGAUAAACCCACUAAAAUGAAGCCCUUGCUUGCUACACGAUACCCAUACUACUGCAUGCCUGAAGGCACCAGCGAUAAAUACGAUCGGAAGGGAUCAUACGGAGAUCUUGUGGAAUUUGUGAGUGGCGACAUUAAGUUGGAUAAUAACAGUGUCUGGAAGCAGUACCUGGACGACCUUGCCAACCGGUAUGUGGAGUUUAACAAAACAACCAAGCCCAAUGUGCAAGAUUUCCGCGAGCAGGCGAAAGCGUUCUAUAAAGGGAUGCAGUCAAAAGUCGACAAGUACAUAAAGGAGCACAGCGUUGAAAACCUUCGAAAGCUCUUGAUCGAGUAUAAUUGCCAGGUUUGGAUGGCCUGGCAAAUCGACCAGGCGUGGCAGGCGUGCCUCAGCGAAAUGUACAGUAUGACCUACAGAGGCAAAUUGGAAAAGAGCAAAAAACCACUUGCCAUCUGCGUUACCAGUCACCAGGAGUCCAUGGAUUGGUACUGGGUAACAAUCUUUCAAGAAGUCACAGAAACACGGGUCGCGGGGAAUCGGCCAGCUACGGCAGUUACUGCGGUCCCUGGUGUUGUUGGCCUGGUAAAUUUAUAUGGGGAUGUUCCAGAUACGCUGCUCGGAUUCUCAGAUCAGGCGUUAAAAGAAGCUAUAGAGGGAGCAGACAAAAUAAAGCGAAAAGCGACGGCAGAUGAGAAGGUCAAGGGAAAACGGCCUAAGCCUUCAGAGAGCGAUACUGUCGCUACGGCGGGUUCCGAUAUGAGUCCUCUGUUACCCAUCAUAUCAAACCCAUCCCCUGCACCAACUCCAUCUCCUCCUAUCCCGGACGGGUACUGGUAUGCCGCCAGCACGGAAUCUACCGAUCCUCGUAUCCAGACGUUACCCAAGGGUACGGAUCUGGACAGCUUUAUUGGGGGGUUGCAUUGGCGGAUGUUCGGGCUGACUGCAAAGCCAGCGGCUGGAACUGCCCAACAAUUCCUCAAAAAGGACGAAUGGUUGAGCUGGAGUACAGACACCAUUGGGGCAAGUCAAAUGACUGUAAUCACUGACAAUAGUGGAAUACCAGACAGCUUCCAAGUACAGAUUCCUGCUCCCUGGUCGCCGAAGGGUCUUCUGUCCUUUGAUAGCGCCGCCGUGACCGCGGCCUUUGGGUUGAAAACGGCACUGCCGAACCAUGGAAUUGUCAGCCAGCUUGAUACGAUGGUCUUUGCCCUCGUAUCUGCUACAGAGCAGUCAGCACAUGCAACCCUCAAAGAUAUAUUUUCCUAUGCAGGGCUCUCCACACUCACUAACUCACCGCUCGGUAAGGUAAUUGGAGAAAGUGUGAAUCUCACACUGCGUAUGGGCCCUGGAAUCAGGAACGCGGUCUGGUUUGCUCCCCAUGGGUUGUACCGGACCAGUAUGCGCCUCGAAUGGGUCUUUGAUGACGAGGGAAUUAAGAGGCUCGAGCAAUUAUUCAACUUUGAGGGGAAAAUUCCAAUUAAAUCCGCCAGCCUAACCACCCGAAUUGCCGGCUGCUGGAAUUUGUCAACGAAUGGUGUGCGGGUAGCAACCUCCAACCACGCCCUCCUGGUGGUGGAUUUGGGUGGUAACGUAUUUGCUGGCUUUCAAGCAGUCGUCCAAUUUGACACUAAAGCUUCCUGGAUUGAGUUGCGUUUACAAACCAAAGACAAAGAUAUCCAGCUAACUCAAAUCCUUACGUGGCUAUCUAAAGAGGUCAAAAAAUCGUUCAAUGAUCUGGAUCCUACCGUUGAGUUGCAAGAGCUACUUAAAGCUGUCACAAGCAUGCUGGAUAGUAUCCGCAUACGUGAAUUCAGCAUAGAAAUUGACAUAUCUACCGGAAAGCCGGAGAUUCGAAGCUGGGGCUUCACUCUCGAAAUCCCCCUCAAAGUCGAUGGUUCCCCCACGUGUGUCUUCACCUACUGGAGCAUGACGGGGACACUGUCAGGCCGUCUAUGGUUUCAAUCAGAUGAUGCGAUUCCCGUCUGCUUACAGCCCGAUUGGGAAGAAGUCCUAGACUUGCAACCGUACAAUAAGUCUGAAAAGUCGUAUUUGGAUCUCAAUUCAUUGCUGCAGGCUGGCACUCAGCAGAUCCCUCAGGGGCUCCCUACGGAGUUAGUGGAGGCUAGUAUCGAGAUCACCAAAAAGUCUCUGAUUAUUCGAGCAGAUGCGAAAUGCCCGGUCAUCCAAAAUACCAGCUCGGUGCCGCCCGUGGAGCUAGAGGAUAUUAGCCUUUAUGUUGAGUAUGAUAUGACCACCAAGGCUGUGAUGUGUGAGGCUGCUUUCAAGCUAGAGUUGAUCAGUGCUAAUGAAGAGUAUGAAGAGCCCUCUGUGAUCCUUGACGGGUCCAUUUUGUAUGAUUCUACAAGCAAAAGCUGGACUCUGGAAGCGAAAUUGCACCCAGUCACUCUCGGUGAUUUGUAUGUAUUUUUUGACCCAGAUGCACAAGACAUUGUCUUGGAUAUUUUGUGCCGGUUAGAGGUUGCUCAGCUCGACUUAACAUAUAAUUAUGCCAAGGGCCAAGGAAGUUCAUUUGAGUUUGCAGGUGGUCUCCAGAUCGGAGACCUCGAGCUGGACCUCACGUACAGCUAUAGUCAAGACGGUUGGGACUUGAUCGCAACGCUGGGUGCAGCAUCCCAAGGUGCCACUUUGGAGACUAUUAUUGAAGGUCUUGUGGGGAAAGAGGAUAGCGAACUCCUUCCCUCAUUUAUUGGCAAUAUCCCCAUCCCAAGCGCGGCAGACAAAGGGGCAGUGAAAAUCCACUGCGCGCGACUGGGGCAUAGUGCAAAGGCUCUCGGUCUCGCAGCUCCGAAUGAUAAUAGGGGGGUUUUCUUCAGCGUUGAAGUGACCACCGGAUUCAUUGGAAACAUUGAGUUGAGUGUGACAUUCAUCCAAUACCGCCAUUUAGACUGGCAGCCAGGCGCAGCACCUAAGAGGGUUCUUAGACUUGCCGUAAGGGACUUGCCAACGGUUAUGAUUGACCUCAUCGGACCUCUUCCACAGCCUUUCGAUCAAAUGUUGUAUCUCUGGGUGAAGGACCCAAGUACUCAAUCUUCUUCCAUUGGUGGACUGUCUCGAGAAGAUAUAAAUACAAUCAAUAAUGAGUUAGAUCCGACUGGAAUUCACCCAGAAGACAGGCUCAUAUUCCGAGAUACCAAAAAGACCAGUGGGGCCAAGGAUAUCGUGUUGGCCUCAGGUUCGCACUUUAUCUUAGUGAUGAGGGAGGGAAAUCAGCGCCAAGCUCUCAUUGACUAUGUAUUCCAAUCUAGCAAGAAAAAAUUGAUCAGUCGUCAAGUGACCACGCUGCAGUCCGGCAAUGCAGAGGAUACUGGAGACACGUCGAUGGCGCCAUAUAAUAAGAAGUCUGGUCCAAUAUCGAUCAGUAACAUCGGCUUCACUCUCAAAGGGAGCACGGUGAUGAUCAUCCUCGAUGCGUCUUUUCUUCUAGGCCCUGUAGGCUUCACUUUCAUUGAGGCUGGAAUUGGCCUGGAUCUGUCCAAGACACACAUCCAGGAUAUCAGUCUGAAGAACGUGCAGUUCCAUCUCGGUGGGUUGGCUGUGCAGUUCGAUCGCUCCCCGGUAAUCCUUGCUGGUGAAUUCACCAUGAUAGAUUCCGGUAACAUCAAGGGGUUUGCUGGGGGAAUUGUCGUAUCAUUCAAACCAUACAUGUUCGCUGCGGCCGGGUUCUACGGCAAGGUGACACUCGACCACGGCGGCAAUGAAUUCACCAGCGUGUUUGUAUUCGCGCGACUGGACGGACCCUUGGUGACGCUGGAACUGGCCGAGAUCUCUGGAAUCACUGGCGGAUUCGGAUAUAACAGCAAUAUUAAAUUUCCGAGCGUCGCGGAGGUAUCGGAGUUUCCCUUCGUAAGCAAAACCGAUCUUGAAGCAAAACCUAUGGAUACCGUGAAGAAACUAGUCAAGGCCGAUGGCACGGGCUGGUUUAGCCCUCGCGAUGGCUCCUUUUGGUUGGCUGCAGGCCUGCAGGUGACCGCAUUCGAGACCUUGGUUUUCGAUGCGGUGGUUGUGGUAUCAUGGAAUCCCAAGGUGAAGCUCGGCAUAUUCGGUAUCGCCGUCGCAGACAUUCCCAAGGGCAGUGAUAUCCGGUUUGCACACGUUGAGCUGGGAAUAGAGAUGGUGGUGGACUUUGCAGCGGGCGUAAUGAAGUUCGAGGCCCAGCUGGCGCCAAGCUCGUAUGUCUUCCAUCCCUCUUGUCAUCUGACUGGCGGUUUUGCGCUUUACUACUGGUUUCACGGCUCCGAGGAGUCUGAACAUGAGGGCGACUGGGUCUUCACGAUCGGAGGCUAUCACCGAGCAUUCCAAAAACCCGCACACUACCCCGAACCAAAUCGGCUAGGAAUCUCAUGGCGUUAUGAUAGUAACAUCAGCAUCACUGGAGAAGCAUAUUUUGCCAUCACUCCGAAAUGCUGCAUGGGAGGUGGAAAAUUGAGCGCUGUCUACGACACUGGACCGAUCCGAGCCUGGUUCGAUGCGUGGGCGGACUUUUUCAUCAACUACAAACCGUUCUACUUCAUGGCCGACAUUGGGGUCUCACUGGGUGCCCAGCUAAGCAUUGAUAUUGGAAUUACCACGCUGCGGUUUAGUGGAGAGCUAAGUGCCUCACUAUCACUGGCUGGGCCGCCUCUGCACGGCGAGGUGAAGGUUAAGAUUCUCGUCUGUACAGUCAAGGUUUAUUUCGGUGAAUCCCCUAGUGGACCGAAGCCUCUAUCGCUGGAGGAUUUCUACAAACUCGUCGUCCAGGCCGAUAAACAGUCCAGCCUUGCACGGACAAUCCUGGAUAUCGGAGCUGGUAGCAUCCCAGUGAUCGACAGCAAAGCACAUAUAUUCAGCUGCGUUCAGGGCAUGAUGGAAGGCGACAAGGAUAAUUCGGAGGUGGAAGAGGGUGCACCCUGGAAGGUUCGUUCGGGAAAUUUUAUCUUCGCAGUGCACUCGACGGUGUCUCCUUCGGACGAAUAUGGGACGCCCGUCAAGACAGGCCCAUCAGUAGAAGAUCAGACCGAUAUAUUUGCAAAGCCAAUGCAUUUGACGUCUCGCCUGACGUCUGAAAUCACGAUCACGAUCCACCGAGAGCGGCAAGCAGUGUUCCUCAAUGACGCGACAGACGACUACGAGUGGAAUCCCACGAAGAUUAUGAAGGCUGUGCCUUCAGCUCUCUGGGGCAUAUAUGAUGCCAGCCAGGACCCCCAGCAACGCGGCAGCAGCACAGAUGAGUUGAUGAAGGGCGACCAACCCGCUAGGAAUCUUUUAAUGGGCAUCCAGGUCGAAUCUCCAAAACCCCAACUAUCACCCGACAAGAUCAAAAAGUUCAACGUGGUAAAUGCAAUGAAGAUGCAGGUCACCAUUGAUGACCCCAAAAAACAGGUUCUUCCUACCUUCCCUGCCCGAGAUGGCCGUUGGUCCCCUGCACCGUCCACCGGGGACAAGACGCAAUGGGACAAGGUGAAAGCGCAGUGGCUAAACCCCGCGCAGCCUCAUGACCGAGAUGUAGCGGUUCAAUGUCUGCCGCAGAUUCUGGGAUGGAAAAACACCUCUUCACUAACCGCAAAAUUACCCAAUCGACUGCUAGACGAUUUCGGCAAUCUGUACAUGGCCGCACCGAUGCUUUCAGUGGCGUGA